Sinocyclocheilus anshuiensis is the source of this 1726-nucleotide messenger RNA. RefSeq names its product tumor susceptibility gene 101 protein-like. NCBI's taxonomy places the organism in Eukaryota, Metazoa, Chordata, Actinopteri, Cypriniformes, Cyprinidae. Gene Ontology annotation, cellular component: ESCRT I complex. The transcript is spliced from 10 exons. Gene Ontology annotation, molecular function: ubiquitin binding. The coding region runs from base 162 to 1343 and encodes 393 amino acids. Gene Ontology annotation, biological process: protein transport; endosome to lysosome transport; protein modification process. The record is from RefSeq and is a predicted model, not a curated record.
UCUGAUCGGAAGUGACAAUGCCUUUCGGUCGUGAUUUCCUUGUUAUGGAUGCGAUGAUUUGAUCUUUAGUUUAUGUCCAUAACAACAACAACUACAUAAUUUAAAUAAUAAACGCUGUACAGUCGUUUUAAGUAGUACAUUAGUUCAUAGUCUUUUUAAGCAUGACGGCAAUUAACGAAAGUUCCCUACGGAAAACGCUGUCGAAGAUUUAUAAAUACAGGGAUCUGACAGCACGCGACAUAACAAGCGUGACGUCUCUCUAUAAAGAUCUUAAACCUGUGAUGGACAACUACGUGUUCAAUGAUGGCUCCACCAAAGAGCUGUUGAGUCUCGCAGGAACGGUGCCAGUAAACUACCGAGGAAAUGUGUACAACAUUCCCAUCUGCCUGUGGCUUCUAGACACAUAUCCCUACAACCCUCCCAUCUGUUUUGUCAAACCCACAAGUGCCAUGAUGAUAAAAACAGGGAAACACGUUGAUGCCAAUGGAAAGAUUUACCUCCCAUACCUGCAUGAAUGGAAACCUCCCCAGUCUGAAUUGUUAGGACUGAUCCAGGUGAUGAUUGUAGUGUUUGGAGAAGAACCACCUGUUUUCUCACGGCCCACCACUCAGGCAACUUACCCAGCAUUCCCAGCAGCAGGCCCACCUAACACUUCUUACAUGCCAAGCACACCAGGGUUGCCUUAUGGUCAGGGUCACUCUGCCAAUCCAGGUGGAUUUCAGGGCUACCCUUAUCCUGCAGUAGGCCCUGGAUACCCCACUACCUCAGGCUCCUCUCUCUACACCCCAGUGUCUUCUGUCACUACAGUGGGACCCACCCGUGACGGCACCAUUGGUGAGGACACAAUCCGUGCAUCUUUGGUGUCUGCAGUCAGUGACAAGUUGCGCAGGCGGAUGAAAGAAGAGAUGGAUCGAGCACAGGCAGAGCUGGAUGCACUGAAAAGGACAGAGGAGGACCUAAAGAGAGGCCACCAGAAGCUGGAGGAGAUGGUGACCAAACUAGACCUGGAGAUGGCUGAUGUGGACAAAAACGUUGAUCUCCUUAAGCAGAAAGAUGAUGAGCUGACUGCUGCUCUGGGAAAAAUGGAGAAGCAGUCUGAGAACAAUGAUAUUGAUGAUGUGAUUUUGCCCACCGCUCCUCUGUAUAAGCAGAUUCUGAACCUCUAUGCUGAAGAAAAUGCCAUAGAAGACACAAUCUUCUACUUGGGUGAAGCGUUGCGCAGAGAUGUCAUUGACUUGGAUGUCUUUCUUAAGCAUGUGCGCCUACUCUCCAGAAAACAGUUCCAACUGAGAGCCCUGAUGCAGAAGGCCCGGAAAAUAGCAGGCCUCAGUGACCUGUACUGACCUGCCCAAAUAAAUCAUUCCCCCUCUCAGCUGUAACACAUGCACUAUAUGGCAAGGAUCCUACAUUUUAUCCAAGAACAGGAGGUUCGGGACCCUCCUUUUUAUAAAUCACAGUCUUUCUAAGUACGGAAAGAUGUGAAAGGUAACUAAUAUACCCAGGACCAAAAUAUUAAAGUUUACAUUCAUAUCGUCAUUAUUAAAAACAACAAGUGCUUUGAAUAUAUCUUUAUUAUGUAAAAAAUGAAGUGACCUUUGAGGUUCUUGCCUUCGCAGAGAGAAAAACAAUGGAAGGAAAUAAAACAUUUGCAAGAGAUAUUUUUGCUCCGCUAUGGAGUUUAGCAUAGCCUUAUAAAAAAUGGAAAAAAAAAACAGCAACCGUUGCA